This is a messenger RNA of Symbiodinium natans, 1788 nucleotides long. The record is from the annotation of a GenBank genome assembly. Lineage: Eukaryota; Dinophyceae; Suessiales; Symbiodiniaceae.
AUGCCGGCGCAGUAUGACGCCAUCACCAGGCCGAAAGCUCCUCGUCCGUUGUCGCCAUCUCUGCGAGGUCAUUAUGACACGUGGCAAUCCCAACCAGGACAGCCCGACGACGCAGAUCUGCGUAGGACUCUGCGUCCAAACUCUUCUCCAGCCGGACACCUUGGUGACGCGCCUGGUGAACACUCCUUGAGGUCCGCGGCGCGUCCCUGGACGUCGGCUUCGCUAGCGUCUGUCAAGUCUUUCACUACUGGCUACCUAGCGUCAGAUUCGUGGAACGAGCUUUUUGCACCUGGGUCGGUGCAGUCAGAGCCACAGCCAGAACCAAACGAGCGCACGGACCUCAUUGCAAAGGGAAUGGUCUCCAAAGCCGCGGUGAGCUGUUCGGAUUACAGGCUAUUGAAACGAGAAGAUGAUAUUCGUGCCCUCACUGGACUCUGGUCGACGAUUUCGUUUCGCCGUCCUCGUGGCAUGGACAUCAUCAGUGAACACGCUCGGUCCACGCGAAAGCCCCCAGCAAUCGUGGCGGAUGGCUUCCUUUCCAAAGGUCCGAAUGGACAGACUCCCUACCAAAUUGCAUUGGAGGUCCCGCUGCUCCAGAAGCUGGAACAUCAGAAUGCAGGAUUCAUAAAGCUCCUGGUGGAGGCUGACUCGCUUUCCUAUGUUUCAGCACUUGCCGGACAAGUCUUGUAUCGGGAAGGCGAUCCUGCAUGCUGCUCGUAUGUGCAGCUUUCGGGGUCGGUUCAGAUGUACUCCUGUGAUCGUGAUUUCUUGAAGCAAUCCGGGUGGCAUCCAAUGGACACAGAUGCAAGCCCGAGCAGCCCGACGAAGCUCGCAAAGGCAUCAACGCGACCUAUGCUCCCCACACCUCGCACUGAGCACGAUCCAUCCAGAUACCCAACCUUGAAAGAGUAUGUGCACAUGGCCAGAGACGAGGAGUCUACACCAAGGUUUCGGACACUUGAGGGGCACAGUACUUUCAGCAAGGAUUCCUCUUUCGGGGAGCUGUACGACACGAGCCAUGCCCUUGGGACACUGAUUGGCGAGUCUGCACUAGUUGGGAAAGAGCUGUGGCAGCACAGUGCAAGGUGCAUUAAGGACUGUGACUUCUUAGCGAUCAAUGUUUCCAUAUUCAAGAAAACGCUCAAAACGAUGCGUGAGAAUCAGCGGUUCUUUGACCUCUACAUGCCGGGCCUGAACAAAAACAGAAACAUCAGGCCACAUCCGAAUGAUUUCUUCAAGCGAGAAGUGAUACCAGAGGGGGAAUGUCUACUGGAAGAAGGCAUGGUGUCGCUUGAGCCUGCUGUUUUCAUGGUGCAGCGUGGCCAUGUCGAGCUGCGACGGUACCGGAUGUCCAGUGCGAAUCCGGCUUAUGUCCUGUCAACACGGCCCCUUACAGGCAAACCUCAAAAGGUGACCACGCAGGAUGUGACGUGCUUGCUGCUGCCGGACUUCGCCAGGACUUUCACACCAAAGCUUGAUGAGGAAGGUCUGCCGAGAAUCGGCUUGCCGCCUGCGUUGAAGGGCACCAUGCGGCAGCGGCUUGAAGACGAGUACAUGGCAGACCCGUCCCACUUCCUCCCGCCGCGGGAAAAGAAACUUUCGCCUGAAGAAGCCAAAGUUCGUCAUCACAAGGCUUUGCUGAAAGACCGCAUGGAGACGACUGCCUUCAGGAAGAAGGAACGUGCUCUGAAAAGGGAUGAAGAGCUCCGAGAAGCCCGGCCUUUGCGUCAGGCUACUGAAGCAGAAUGGAAACAUAGUUUUCUCAGUGUUUUCACAUUUUUGAGGUGA